AAUGGAAAAAGGUAUCAUUUCUUGAGUUUAUACCAAGCAAAGCAAAGCAACUACAGAGAAAAUGCGUUCCUACAUUUUGAUUGCCCUUUUCGCUCUGAUUGUUGUGGUUGCCGCUCAAGGUGGACCUCGAAGUGGACCUCAAGAUGGACCACAAGGUGGAUCCCAAGGUGGACCUCAAUCUGGCCAGGAUGGACCACAGCACGGUGAGCAGGGCGGUCAGCAAGGAUCCCAGCAAGGAGGUCCUCAGAAUGGACAACAUGGCGUUCCUCAAAAUGGCCAGCAGGGUGGACCAUGGCACUUGCCUGCGAAUGGAACAGUCCUCUCCAGCAGCACCACAUCCACAACCACUGAGGCCAGCGCCACAGAGGCCAGCACCACAGAGGCCAGCACCACAGAGGCCAGCACCACUGAGGCCAGCACCACUGAGGUUUCCUCAUCUUAGGAUGUAGCUAUAUCCUUAUUUAAAAACUAUUUUAGUUUACUUAUGUUCCUUAUCUUAUUAUUAAUACAAUUAAAAAUUCUAAAUAUUAUUAAAAUUGUUUUUAAUUUUGUGUCAAGUUUUUUUUGCUAUUUAACCAUACCAAUUAUGUUCUUUUUCAAACUUUCGAAUAUAGUUAAAA
Messenger RNA from Drosophila gunungcola (fruit fly), 620 nucleotides. Its product is annotated as tenecin-3-like. NCBI's taxonomy places the organism in Eukaryota, Metazoa, Arthropoda, Insecta, Diptera, Drosophilidae. The record is from RefSeq and is a predicted model, not a curated record. The coding region runs from base 62 to 442 and encodes 126 amino acids. The transcript has a single exon.